CUUGCCCAGCUCUCCUUGGCACCAUGGGCAUCCCUUGGCGGCGGCGGGGCAAGACGGCUCGGCUGGUGGGCCUCCUGCUGGUGCCCCUGGCAGCGGUCUUCUCCAAAGUUACAGAGAGCCGGGGGAUCCUGGAAAGUAUCCAGAAGUUCUCCUUGCUGCCAACAUACUUGCCUGUGAGUUAUCACAUCCAUAAUGCAGAUGUCUCCUUCUUUCUUAAAGAAGCCAACCAGGAUAUCAUGAGGAACUCUAGUCUUCAGUCCCGAGUGGAAUCCUUCUUGGUUUAUAAAUCGAAGAGGCCGCCCAUCGUGAAUGCAACUUAUGGACCCUUUUCCAUCGAGCAAGUGGUUCCCCAGGAUCUUUUGUCCCCUUCCAAUCCAUUUGGAUCCACUGCUCCCAAGUUUUCUUUUAACUGGAAGCUGAAGGCGUACAUCAUGAACAACAAAAUCUAUCCAAGCCGGCCCAAAGUCCAAAUUCUGUUCUAUAUUGUUGGAAGGGACUGGGAUGAUUACAGUGUCACUGAAAAGCUGCCAUGCUUAAGGGUCUUUGCUUUUCGAGAGACGAGGGAAGUCCGAGGUAGCUGUAGACUGAAGGGGGACCUGGGACUAUGUGUGGCUGAGUUGGGACUCCUUCCCAGCUGGUUUAAUCCACCCACAGUGGUCACAGGCCGUAAGAAACUAUUGAAUCAGUCAGAAGGGAGUCCAGUAGAACUUUACUAUGCUAUCCAACAAGGAGAUGAGAAAGGGGAUUGUGCAAAGGAGGACCCAAAGAAAAACAAUGGGAUCAGACCUGGACGCAAUGAUAUUGAUGAAUCAGGGCCACCGUUGCAGAGAAUUGGAAGUGUUUUCCUGUAUCAGACAAGAGGCAGCCCUUCCUUGAGUGAAAUGCGGCUGGAUAGUAACAUUGCUAUCCAGUAUAUACCAAAGACUGUCAAGCAGGGAGAUGUCUUGACCUUUGUGGUAUCUAUUGCUCCGAAUUCAACAGUGGACCAGUUCACAUUAAGGGCAAAGGUGAAGAAAGGUGUGAGUGUUUUCAGCAUCAGAGCCAGCAACCCGUAUACAUGGGACGUGCAAAAGAGUGUGGAUUAUAUUGGGAAAUAUGCACCGGCGGUUAUAUUUUGUCGAAGGAAAUCAACUCCCCUGGGGAAAAGUAUGAGUGCCCCUCCGUCUGAGAUCCUGCAGAUUGACUUUGAAAUUGAAGAUCUCAGUGAAUUGCCAGGGACUCAGCUUAUUACGUGGCAAGUUGAAUAUCCGGGAGACAGAACAUCUGACCUUGGCAUCUCCAAGAUUUACGUAAGCCAGAAGGAUCUCAUCGCUGUUCUGCCAUUGGCUAUGGAAGCAGAGAUCUUGAACACGGCUAUUCUCACUGGGAAAACGGUAGCUGUCCCUGUCAAGGUGGUCUCAGUGGAAGACGAUGGAACUGUCACCGAUCUUCUAGAAUCAGUAGAGUGCAGGUCCUCUGAUGAAGAUGUCAUUAAGGUCUCUGACAGAUGCGACUAUGUCUUUGUCAAUGGGAAGGAAAUGAAAGGCAAAACAAAUGUCCUGGUCCAUUUCAUGUACCAGCAUCUGACUGCUCCACUGGAGAUGACUGUCUGGGUGCCCCGUCUCCCAUUGCAGAUUGAGGUCUCUGACACAGAAUUAAAUCAAAUCAAGGGGUGGAGGAUCCCUAUUGUUUCAAACAAAAGACCAGCUCGAGACAGCGAUGAUGAAGAGGAGGAUGAGCGGAAGGGACGAGGCUGUACCUUGCAGUACCAGCAUGCCAUGGUGCGGGUCCUCACACAGUUCAUAGCUGAGCCCUCAGAGUCAAGUGGGCAAAUGGCAUUUCUGCUGGGCUCAGACUGGCAGGUUGACAUCACCGAGCUGGUGAGCAAUUUCAUUCAGGUGGAAGAACCGAGAAUUGCCAAACUGCAAGAUGGACAAGUGUUGGUUGGACAGGAGCUAGGAAUGACAACAAUACAGAUUCUUUCCCCGCUUUCUGAUGCCAUUCUAGCUGAGAAGACAGUGACCGUUCUUGAUGAAAAGGUGACCAUUACGGAUCUGGGAGUCCAAAUCGUGACUGGCCUUUCGCUCUCCUUACAACUGAGCCCAGGAAGUAAUAAAGCCAUCUUUGCCACAGCGGUAGCCCAGGAGAUCCUUCAGACACCCAAACAGGAAGCUGCUAUCAGUUGCUGGAUCCAGUUCAGCGAUGGAGCGGUCAUGCCUUUGGACAUUUAUGACAUCAAGGACUUCUCGCUGGUGGCAACUUCUCUGGAUGAGAAAGUGGUCUCUGUUCAUCAGAGCCCCAAAUUUAAAUGGCCCCUCAUUAUGGCUGAAUCUGAAGGCCAGGGCCUGUUAGUGAGGGUGGAAAUGGUGAUCAGUGAAUCGUGCCAGAAAUCAAAAAGGAAGAGCAUUAUGGCUGUUGGAACUGGUAAUAUCAAAGUCAAGUUUGGCCAGGGUGAUGCCAACAGCAGUGACAGCAGGCGCGGCGGGGCAGGUGUAAACCUGGAAAAUCACACCAGUGAUAGACGUCAGAAGAUGACGCUGAAGGAAAGAUCUCGACAAGAUGGACCUUAUUACAGCUCAUCGAUGGGUCAAGAAGAAACAAGAGGGACCAGCACUCAGAAAUCGAUUCUGAGUAAAAAGGAAGAUCACGAGAGCCUCUUGGAUGACGAUGGCCAUAUGCAAAACAUCCCAGUUGACUUCACCAGCUUCCCAGCGCAAGUGGAUCUUCCUAGAAGCGAGGGAGAUUUAGAAGAAAAUGACCUUGUAGAGACGCCCCGGGGCCUAAGUGACUUGGAGAUUGGGAUGUACGCUUUGUUAGGAGUCUUCUGCUUGGCCAUUCUCGUCUUCCUUAUUAACUGUGUCACCUUUGCGUUGAAGUACCGUCACAAACAGACCCCCUUUGAGGAGCAAGAAGGCUUGAGGCAUUCUCAUGACUGGGUGGGCUUGAGCAAUAGGACAGAACUGCUUGAGAACCACCUCAAUCUCUCCACCCAGCAGGGAGAGUGCAUUACAGCUGUAGAUCGAGGGGUGGACUUAGAAGAAAGCAAAUACCUCCUUGAUGUCAAUGCCCAGAAGAACCUCAAUGGCCAGAUCUUUAGAUCCUCAGACUCUGCCCCAUGCCCUGAAGGGAAGGAACAGAGGAACGAUCAGGCAGCCUCACCCACCUCCAAGCGAAAAAGAGUGAAGUUCACCACGUUCACCACCAUCUCUUCAGAUGAUGGGUGCCCCACUGUCAAUUCCAUCUUGACAAGCAGCGAGGAUGAUAUCAAGUGGGUUUGUCAGGACAUGGACCUGGGGGAAUGUAAAGAACUAAGAAAGUAUAUGGAAAGGCUACAUGAAAAUGCAUAACAAUACGCUGGAAACUGUUCCGUUUUCGUUUGCCCUUUCUUUUUCCACUCACCUUUCUGCCUUUAAUUUGGGGGUAUUGGGAGAAAUAAAACGAAACAAUACAAACAUUUGUGAACAAUCAAAACGAAGCGGUGGAGGUCCCGAACAGCAACUCUUACCUGUGCUCAGUGGUUCUUAAGUCAGAUGCUUGGGAAGUAUUCCGAUGCAAAGCAACAUA
Molecule: messenger RNA, 3543 nt
Organism: Sceloporus undulatus (fence lizard)
Lineage: Eukaryota; Metazoa; Chordata; Lepidosauria; Squamata; Phrynosomatidae
Gene: TMEM132D
Product: transmembrane protein 132D
Exons: 9
Coding region: 24-3326 (1100 amino acids)
Source: RefSeq, a predicted model, not a curated record